AUGACUCCAUAUGAAAAAGCCUUUGGGAAGAAACUAUAUAUCGGUAAUCUAUUUCUCUUCGGAUCUAAGGCAUAUGUUAAAAUCGACACCAAGAAAAGCGACAAAAUGGCUCUAUGUGCCCAAAUUGGAUUCUUAGUCCAAGGUCCUAGUAGAUUAAAAGUUAUACGAGUUCGAGACGUAGUCUUUGAUGAGACUAAGAAAUAUAACCCUGAUUAUCCAUUUGCAAAAGAAAUUGUCAAAGAGGGUAUAACCAAAUAUAUUAGCAAUAUCGACAUACUGAACAUUGACGAAGCAGACCCCAAUAUUGUAUUCGACUCAGUUGAUAACGAUAUGAGGCUACAGCAAUUCUCUGUUAGCCUAGGAAAAAUGAUGACAGGAGGUAGCACGUCACCUUAUGAGCAUGCGAAUAUUGAGCAGCCAACUCAGCCCUUGGAUAUGCCACAGAAUAUGGAAAUCGACAGUACAUCGACUGAGUCAGUUGAACAGACUCAGAUUCCACAGGAGAUGGAAAUUGAUACUCCAACUGAGCCAGGAAAUAUGGAAAUUGACGGAAAUAGAACAAAUCAAGCGCAAGUUGAUAAUCGUGAGAAUUCCAUGAUGGAAAUUGGCUCAGCUGGGGGGGUGGAGGAUAAGAAUGAGGAUAAGAAUAAGGACAAAGUCGAUGUCAUGGAGAAGGAAGCCGAGGAUGAGGAUAUUCCCAAAUUAGAUGGAAAAACUAAUAAUCCGACCAAUCAGCCUCGCCAAUUAUCAAAUCCUGAGAGAGAUUCUGCUAGUCAAAACGCUUCAAAUUAG
Molecule: messenger RNA, 792 nt
Organism: Talaromyces stipitatus ATCC 10500
Lineage: Eukaryota; Fungi; Ascomycota; Eurotiomycetes; Eurotiales; Trichocomaceae
Exons: 2
Coding region: 1-792 (263 amino acids)
Source: RefSeq, a predicted model, not a curated record